Daphnia pulicaria is the source of this 3420-nucleotide messenger RNA. Its product is annotated as pseudouridylate synthase 7 homolog. NCBI's taxonomy places the organism in Eukaryota, Metazoa, Arthropoda, Branchiopoda, Diplostraca, Daphniidae. Gene Ontology annotation, biological process: pseudouridine synthesis. The coding region runs from base 93 to 2951 and encodes 952 amino acids. Gene Ontology annotation, molecular function: pseudouridine synthase activity; RNA binding. Gene Ontology annotation, cellular component: nucleus. The transcript has 9 exons. The record is from RefSeq and is a predicted model, not a curated record.
UUAAACUCAGCCAAGUGCUUCACUCGGGUCGUGGGCACGUGGAGAUGAAGAAGUAUACAUAAACCGUUUUAAUCAUCUAAAAGUCUGACAAAAUGGAAGAACAGGAGUGUGAAAUCGUCUUUGUAUCAAACAAAUCGCAAAAGAAGAAAGAAAAUAUCCUUGAGGCCCUGACUAAAUACAAAUUGAAGCAUCAGGAAGAACAACAGCAUACAUUUGAAACAAAGGGAAACGUAAUAGUAAAUGAUUCCUCGCCAUUGUCAGUGAAGGGUGAAGUAGCAAAUCAAACAUCUCAAAGAACAAAAAGAAAGAAUUUUAGGUUAAAGAAGCAAUCAUCAGUGAAAAGGAAGUCUCAAUUUACAGCAAUAAAUGGAAACCAGUAUGACAAAAACGAAAGAAAUAGAAUACUAACAGAAUAUCUGGAAAAUUCAGUAAAAUGUGAAAGCAAACUAUACUUGAGAAAAGAUUGUGAAAUUGGCAUCACUGAAUAUAUUUCCCAAGGACAAGGCUUUUCUGCUGUUGAUAUAAAUCACUCUUUGACUGAUUUCCAGGUACAUGAAAUCAGUUUAGAUGGAUCAGUUGUUCAUUUAACAAAGAUGAACAAUCCUCUUAUCAAACCUUUUCAUUGUAAAGGAAAGUGUGUCAUAACACCAGACCAAUUAAAUAGCAUUGAUGACAUUAUGUUAAAGACAGAUGAUGACAAAGAGAUUAAAACUAUUGAAAUUAACAUCACAAGUCUAAGAAAAAAUGAGAAGGACAACCUUCAGAAAAUUCUGAAAGAGAAGUUUCAUGUCCAUGAGCCUGUAUAUGUUGGUAAAAAACUAAUCUUGAAGAUUUGCAACAUGCAAGAUGAGAUUCGUCGCCAAGAUGGAUCAUUUGAUUAUAUUCAAUUCACUUUAUACACAGAAGGAAUAAGCACAAAGACAGCAAUCGACAAUAUCGCAACAAAACUCAGGAAAAGCUCUGCAUCCUUUAUGACUGCUGAAAAGAAAUUUGCAAAAUCAAUAACUCAACUGGUGACGGUGAAAAGUGAGGAUUCUAUUGGUCUUUGUCUCGCUUCACUCCACAAUAUUGCAUUUGGAAAUUUCAGUUUCGUCCCUAAACCCCUUCAGCUGGGCGAUCUGAAGGGCAAUCAUUUUAGCAUCGCACUACGGAAAGUAAUUGGUAAUAAGGGUCACAUUGAGGCGAGUUUCAGAUCUCUAAAAGAUAAUGGUUUCAUAAAUUAUUAUGACAACAAUCACUCUGGAUUUAUGAAAGACGUUCCCAAGCAUUUAAUCGGAAAGCAGCUACUACUAAAGCAAUGGCAAGAAGCUGUUGAUUUAAUUUUACAGCCUCCCGAGUUCAAUAGCACAGACCCCACAGAUGAGUGGUUUAGCCACCUUACAUUGGCGUGUAUUGAGUAUAAAUCCUCAAGGGUUGUCCAUCUAACCUUUGAUGAGAAUCAAAAAAAAAAUUCAAUAAAAGCCCAAAUCUUGUCAGAUAUUAAAAUCCAUGGCGAAAAUGUCGUUGAAGCAGUCCCUUUUGAUCUGCGACUUUCUUGUGUUCGCGCCUAUCAGUGUUUUCUCUGGAAUACUAUCGCCUCCAAGCGCCUUGCAAAAUUUGGUUCAAAGUUGAUUGUGGGUGAUCUAGUCUAUGCUUCAGUUGAAAUGGAAGGGGACAGUGACAGACGUGAUAAUAAUAGACAGCACAAUCAACGAGAAGUCAUUUUCAUCGACAAAAAUAACAUUCAUAAGUACUCCAUCUACGACGUUGUUCUUCCGCUUCCUGGUUGUAAUAUUACGUAUCCAGCCAACGAAGUUGCCGACUGGUAUAAAGACCUGUUAUUGGCAGAUGGACUGUUAGAGAAGGAUUUCAAUUCGGGUUUAAAUACUUAUGGUAUUAAUGGAGCUUAUCGACCCGUGGUGUUGAGGCCUUCUAAUUUGAAAUGGAAAUUCGUGCAUUACGAUAAUCCUGACCAGAAGUUGAUUCCGUCUGAUUUGGAUCGACUGCACCAAAUAGAGCUCCCGCCUGUCGGUUCGCAAGAGGGUGCAUAUCUUGGGCUUGUGCUCGAAUUCAGUUUGCCGGCCUUCGCUUGGGGGACUAUGGCUCUGAGAGAGUUACUCAAAAUGGACAUAAUAGCCGAACUACGGAACUCAACUAUAGCGAGAGAGAAAUUGAAGAACCGUUUGAAGAGAUCGCGCCCUAGUCAGAAGGUUCCAUCGCCAUUAGCAACCAAGGAAGUGCUCGAAGAACCACAGCUGAAGAAAAUCAGAGAAAAGCCGUGCAUCGCCAAUCAACCUCUACCAGAAACAAUCAUGUCUUUCUUAGACAUAAAUCAAAACCGUCCAGAAGCAGCAGCCAGCCCAUUAUCCAAGGGAAAAACGAUCAGAGAAAUCAAGCCCGAAUCGGACACUGUGGAAAAACAACCGUCAAUAGACAAUGAGUCAUUCGAGGAACCUCUCCGAACAAAAAGAAUUGCCGAAAAACAAGUCACCAGUAAACAAUUGUUGGAGAAACGUAAGAAUCAAGAUCCUUCACCAUCGACAAGCGAGUCUCGUGAGUCCAAACUAAAAGGAACGCCGGCCACACUUGAAAAUCUGCCACCAACAACCAGAGAACCAUUUGAGAAACCUCUAUUAAAGGAAGAACCGGGGACCAGCAAACAAUCUGCACCAAUAGCAACAGAUUUUACUGAAGAGAGACAGAAAAAUCUAAUUGUUCUACAGCCCCGCACUUGUCAAAAGACUCAACCUAUAGUAAACGAGUGCUUGAAGGAACCCCAAACUAAUGUUAAGGUCGAGUCCGGCAUUUGUCAAAUGCAUUCAUCAACAUUCACCGAGUCUUGUGAGGAACCUGAGAAAAAGAAAAUCAAGUUAGACACAGAUCAAGAAGAAGUGUUAAUCAUUCAGUCCUCCAAAAGCACAAAGUUUAAGAGUAUCAUGUAUAUCGAUCUCAUUUCCGAUCAAGAGGAUUGAUUACACUCGUCUUAGGUCCUCUGUUUUGAUGAACUUGAAAACACUUGAAAAGUCAUUUUCUUUCUUAUUGUUUUUGUCCAGUUUUUCUUUAACAUUAUUAUUUAUUACCUUUUUUUUUUGUUUCCACUGAAGUUUAAUUUAAGGUAGUUGGUAAUUGAGUAAAGUGCGCCGAUGGAAAAAUAUCCUUAGCGGUUUAAUUUUGUUAAAUGGAAAAUGUUUCUUGUUUAUUUUUCUUUUGAAAAGGUGCCUUAUUCAACGGGAAGUGUUACACAACUGCUUGAAACACUAUUACCUUAAUUUUGUUCUGUUUGGAGAUUUGUGAAAGUGGACAUUUGAAUUUAUGUGGUCCAACCCAAUCAACCCUUUCUCUUGUCUGGUCCAAGUUAAUAUUUAACGCUGUGAUAUGGCUGAUAUCCAAUGCGAUAAUUCAGAACUAAUUGAAGUUAAAUAUAUUUUCCUUUGACCCAAA